Messenger RNA from Penaeus indicus, 3592 nucleotides. RefSeq lists its product as uncharacterized. Gene Ontology annotation, biological process: regulation of secretion; protein dephosphorylation. The record is from RefSeq and is a predicted model, not a curated record. NCBI's taxonomy places the organism in Eukaryota, Metazoa, Arthropoda, Malacostraca, Decapoda, Penaeidae. Bases 38 to 3592 code for a protein of 1184 amino acids. Gene Ontology annotation, cellular component: synapse; secretory granule. Gene Ontology annotation, molecular function: protein tyrosine phosphatase activity. The transcript is spliced from 25 exons.
UCUCGGGUCUGAGGACCUGCGGCUCCUGGAGCAGGAGAUGCAGCGGCUCUUCAUGCUUGGAUACCGCUGGUCGCACACCUACACCCAGUGUGUCCUCCAGACGCUGCUGCACUCAAUCAGCCACAAGACCAAGUUUGACCUGAGUACCUGCAAUGGCGAGCUGGACCAGGACCUGGAGGGAGCGAUCAGAGCCAUAGAGGGAGAGGAACUGGAGCAGGUUGACCCCCGCAACCUGGCCAUCGUCCGCUUCACGCCCUCGGCCACGGACCCGCACACGGACUUCGCCGACGAGGUGUACUUCCCGCCCAUCAGGGAAGGCGCGGCGCACAACGGCUUCACGCCCUCGGCUUCCGGCGACGACGGAGACGCCCACGCCGACUUCGCCGACGAAGUCUACUUUCCACCCGGGGGGGAGUCCAACGCCAUCAACGGGGAUCGCGACCACCAGGAGUCCGCCACGAGCGAGCCGGGCGCUUCGUCGGGUCCUCCUCGAUCCGCCGGCGCCCACCGCCCCCAGCAGGAGGGAAUCGGAGCGGGCGGGGGUGGGUCCCUCCCUGCCAACCCUCCCGGCCCCCCCACCGACCACGCCAGCGCCCCCUCCCUGCCGCACGACCACCCGAUGCUGCAUGACGACGGCCAGUUCGACUACUACGGCGAGAACGACUACGACGACUACCAGUCUCCGUACCACUACCAGUCCCCCGUCAGCCCCAUGAUGUUCCGGAAGCGCGGCAUGGGUCUUCCCCGCGGCAACGACGUCAUGUAUCGGGACGCCGCUCUGCCCAGCAAGAUCGCCGCUAUCUUCGACGACAUCAGAAGGAUGCGGGACUCGCGGCAGCAGGCCUUCCAGUCGAGGAACCAGUACCCGACGCCCGAGGAGAGAGUGGCCUUCCCUGAGCGGCUCCUCAAGAACGAGUUCGGGUACGACGACGGCGACGAGGACGAAGACGAGGGCGUGUUCGAGGAGCAGCCCGUGAGGCCAGCGUAUGCCCAGCGCCUCCAGUUCUUCGGCGGAAACGAGGACUUGUUGGGUCCGAGUGUGGAGUCGAAUGCCUGGAGUCCAGACCGGCGGCUGGAGGAGAAUCAGCGCGGGGAAGUCAUGAGGAACAACAUGCCCGACCUGCUGCAGGAAUCUCUCGACCUCCAGGACAUCUUGCGGAGCUUCCGGCCUCAGAUGGGAGGCGGCGGUGGGCCAGGAGGAUACCCUGGCAACGCCCCUGCAUUCCCCAGCAUGAGCAGGAACACCAACUUCCAGGACUUCGCGGGAAUCCCACAGGAAAGGUUACCGGAGUUCGUGCUGCCCGACCCCUACCUCCCAGAAGUCCCGAGGCCGAGGUUCGGCCUUGAGAGCGGACCCGAGGCGGCCUUCUUCGACCGCCGGGACGACCUGGAGGAGUACCAACUGGAGCAGCUGGAGCAAGAGGUGGAGAAGCAGCUGGCUAGGGAGUCACCAAGGACUUCUGCGCUGCGGGAAGCGUUUGGUCCACAACUGAACGCGCUGGACGACUACGGUAACGACUACGACGAAUACGGCCUGGACGACUACAGCGACUACCCCGGAGGCCGGCAGAUGCUCUUCGGAGAUUCGCCUUUUGCGCUCCAGAAAAAGGACGAGGAAACACUUGGAGACGACUACGCCGAGCUGCUGGCGGGCGAGGACCUCAACUUCCAGCGGCCGGAGCGGGAGGACGUGAAGAAGCCCGGUCCCCCCUACAGCGUCAACAACUUCGCCUUCAAGAACAGCGACGACGAGGAGGAGAACAACAGAGGCUAUGAAGAGCUGGACGACCAAGAACCCGUGGCUGAAGGAGGUGACGUCAUGUUGCCUCGCCUUCUGCAGGAGGGUCGUGCGUUGCCUCCUGAGCAGCUCGACCUCAGAGAAGUCAGUGACCUGCAAGCCGCCAAGCUCCUGGGACCCGCCAUACAGCCGGAAGAGCAAGUUCCUGAUCUCCUUCUGGACGACGAGGUUUUGGUAGACAAGGCAAGCGAUGACGUUAAUGGCGGAGACCCCAAGAUGGCAAGACUCAAGGCCGUGUCGGAGGAACCUGCGCCAACGCAAGCCUCCACGGAGACGCCGCACUACAAACCCAUCUCGCCCGAUACGGUCUAUAUCAACGUCAACAGAAGUUUCGAGUCGUGGGCUGAAGCAAAGAAGCUGGCAGACCUUGUCAUGCGCGAGGCCGGCCUGGGCGGAGAUCACUUGGGCGAACUCAGUAAGGAUGGCGGCCAGGUCACCUUCCGGAUCAAAGAAAACGGCAGGGGGAUUACCGCAUCCGACGUGGCAAAGAAAGCGAACGACCAGGACCUUCGAGAGCAAGUGAAGAAGAAGCUCGGCCUUGAGAUCAUGGGCACGGAGGCUGUUACGAAGAAGAGAAACGGGGAGAAGCCUCGCGGGGAAAAGAACAGCGCGACGAAGAGGAAGGAGAGGAGGAGAAGAGAGGAGGUAGGAAAAACGCCGGAGAAAUGGCCGACGAGAAAAGGUCGGACUCUGCUGGCACUUGGGCGUCGAAUCGAACACCAGUCGGCCAUGUCGGUGCCGGUGUUCUCCCCGAGCGAAAACCACAUCCUGGCGGCGGCGGCGAUCGUCUGCGGGGUGAUGGCGGCGCUGCUGGUGGGGGCCACGGUCCUCUUCUUCCUCCGCAGGCACGCCAAGUCCCGAGCCAAGCUGCAAGGACUCACGGCGCACGACACGGAAGCCUCCAAGGACUACCAGGACCUCUGUCGGGCACGAAUGGCAGGCAAAACCGGCGGCGAAGGAGGGAAGACGGAGCCAGCGCCAACGCACGCACAGGGACAACGCGUCUCCAGCCUCUCCAGGGAUUCGGACAACGGCAACAACUCACCUUCGUCGCGGUCGUCCACCAGUUCAUGGAGUGAGGAACCCGUUGCAUCCAACAUGGACAUCUCAACGGGUCACAUGGUGCUGUCGUACAUGGAGGACCACCUGAAGAACAAGGACCGCCUCGAGCAGGAGUGGAUUGCCCUCUGUGCCUACGAAGCCGAGCCCUGUGCGACCACGCUGGCCCUCAAGCCUGAGAACAACAAGAAGAACAGGUAUCCAGACGCUGUUCCUUACGACCACAAUCGAGUUGUUCUGAACGCGCACGCAAACGUCAACGGCUCAGACUACAUCAACGCCUCCUCCAUUACGGACCACGACCCCCGCAACCCCGCCUACAUCGCCACCCAAGGGCCCCUCGACGCCACGGCAGCCGACUUCUGGCAGCUGGUGUGGGAACAGGGCAGCGUGGUGAUCGUUAUGCUGACGAGGCUCACGGAGAACGGACACGCCUUCUGCCAUCGCUAUUGGCCUGAGGAAGGGAGCGACCUGUAUCACAUUUAUGAGGUCCAUCUGGUCUCGGAACACAUCUGGUGCGACGACUACCUGGUCCGUUCCUUCUACCUGAAGAACGUGCGGACCGGCGAGACGCGCACCGUCACGCAGUUCCACUUCCUCUCGUGGCCCGACUCUGGCACUCCGGCGUCCACCAAGGCACUGCUCGAGUUCAGAAGGAAGGUCAACAAAUCUUACAGAGGGAGGUCGUGCCCCAUCAUCGUGCACUGCAGAAUCCAGAUAAGGAGACGCCUCUGA